Vanderwaltozyma polyspora DSM 70294 is the source of this 1032-nucleotide messenger RNA. RefSeq lists its product as uncharacterized. Gene Ontology annotation, molecular function: protein binding; molecular adaptor activity. Bases 1 to 1032 code for a protein of 343 amino acids. The transcript has a single exon. Gene Ontology annotation, biological process: post-translational protein targeting to endoplasmic reticulum membrane. Lineage: Eukaryota; Fungi; Ascomycota; Saccharomycetes; Saccharomycetales; Saccharomycetaceae. The record is from RefSeq and is a predicted model, not a curated record. Gene Ontology annotation, cellular component: membrane; TRC complex.
AUGAGUUUAAAUAAUAAGGACUUUGGGGCCUUAAUUGUUAAUUAUUUACAUAAGAUUAUUGAUGGUAAAGAAGUUUCUGAAGAUAAUGCCGAAUCUUUAAAUGUCGCAAUUGACUGUAUAUCUGAUGUAUUUGAACUUGAUCCAACAUCUGAAGAGAAAAUUAUAAAUGAUGUAUUUAAUAAGAGUGAUUUAAAAACAAUAACGUUAAAGGGAUUGGGUCUACAGAACGUAUCUGAUGUUGUUGAAUUAGAGGUGAAAAAUGAAGAAAUAAGUGAAGACAAAAAAAAGGAAGCUGAAGCUCUUAAGUUAGAAGGUAAUAAGCAAAUGAGUUUGAAAAAUUAUAAAAGUGCUAUUGAUAAAUAUUCAAAAGCGAUUGAAAUAUAUCCUUCAAAUCCUUUUUACUAUUCUAACAGAGCUGCUGCUUAUCAAAUGAUUGAAGAUUUUACCAAUGCUGUUCUUGAUGCCAAUACCGCAAUUAAAUUAGAUCCAACAUAUUCAAAGGCUUACUCAAGAUUGGGUGCUGCAAAAUUAGCUGAAGGCAAUAACGAAGAUGCUGUACAUGCCUUCAAGAAAGUAUUGGAAUUAGAAGGUGAUAAAUCAACUGAAGUUAUGAAAAAUGAUUACGAGAAUGCAAAAAAAUUAGUCCAAACAUUUGUUACUUUGAACAAAAAUGUCCCUGACCCAUCAGGUCCUCCUCCUUUGAAUACAACCGAUGUGUUAACCGAUAUUGCUACUGUUCUAGGAAGCAGUUUUGGUAGUUUAAUGAACAAUACCCAAAUGAUGCAAAGAGCUCAACAGAUGAUGCAAACCCAAAACCCAGAAAUGAUGCAACAAGUAGAAGGCUUAAUGCAAAAUCCUGUUGUGAGACAAUUCGCAGAAAAUGUUGCUAAUGGGAAUGGUCCUGGUGGACUAUCAGAUGUUUUAAAUAAUCCAUCUGUAAAGGAAGUUGCAAAUGGUUUAAUGAAUGGGUAUAAUGUAGCAUCAAGCGUUACUGUCGAAGAGCCUGAAUCAAAAAACCCAGAAAAACAGUAA